Hemiscyllium ocellatum (epaulette shark) is the source of this 2170-nucleotide messenger RNA. It is a transcript of the gene uba5, whose product is annotated as ubiquitin-like modifier activating enzyme 5. Gene Ontology annotation, cellular component: cytoplasm; cytosol. Gene Ontology annotation, molecular function: UFM1 activating enzyme activity. Gene Ontology annotation, biological process: protein ufmylation. Lineage: Eukaryota; Metazoa; Chordata; Chondrichthyes; Orectolobiformes; Hemiscylliidae. The transcript has 13 exons. Bases 886 to 1938 code for a protein of 350 amino acids. The record is from RefSeq and is a predicted model, not a curated record.
UGUGUUGGAAACAUUUGAAUAUGUUGUUGCUGUAUCCUGUCCCUGCCGGCCUGUCCUGGGGGAGACACAGCCAGGGAAUCACCGAUUCUAGAUUUUAGUAAAUUGGCAUAUCGUUCUUAAAAAUCUCCAUCGUUUGCAGCAGCAGUGAGUGAAGCUCUGGGGUCAAUGAGGGUUUGUACACAGCUUCCCAAAGUCUCACUUCGGUUCUGUAGUUCCUGAGACUGGAGGAACCCGGAGUCUCAGAGAGACCCUGGGAUCUUUCACUGGUCACAGAGCAGAUCACUCCUGCGCGCUCUACUCUGGGUUACUGCAAACCCGAACCACCACACACAGCAAUGAAAUGGUAACCGCCUGACUCUGAAUUCUGAGUGUUACCUGUACUGUCUGACGGUGAAAGGUUGCCCCGGGUCUUGAGGAAACCCUGGGAUCCGUGCAGACAGAACUCUCUCCACUGCCCCUUCAUCAAAGCUGUGGUUCUUCCGGACUGGAGUAGUGUCAGCCAUUGUGUAGAGAAGAAAUUUCAGCAACUCAUCUGUUUUUUUUCCCCAAAGAUCCCACUAGAGGGAACUCUUUAAGGUAUGAAGUGAGAAACCUCUUACAGAGAAAAACAUGAGAUCUAGGACCAGGAGUAGACAAAGGUAAAAACAAUGACUGCAGAUGCUGGAAACCAGAUUCUGGAUCAGUGGUGCUGGAAGAGCACAGCAGUUCAGGCAGCAUCCAACGAGCAGCGAAAUCGACGUUUCGGGCAAAAGCCAGGAGUAGACCAUUCAGUCCCACCCAUUCCAAAGAAGACAGAUCCCUGAUCUCUGGAACCAUUCAAGUGAACAUCCUCUCAACUGCCUCCAGUAAGGGGACUGCAAUUGCACAUAAUACUCCAGUCGGCUGAUGGCUCUCAAACGGAUGGGAAUUGUUGCAGAUUAUGAGAAAAUUCGGGAGUUUGCAGUGGCAGUAGUGGGUGUCGGUGGGGUUGGAAGUGUGACAGCUGAAAUGUUGACAAGAUGUGGCAUUGGUAAGCUCUUAAUCUUUGACUAUGACAAGGUCGAACUGGCAAAUAUGAACAGACUUUUCUUUCAGCCUCAUCAAGCCGGCCUCAGUAAAGUGGAAGCAGCUAAACACACACUGAGGAACAUUAACCCUGAUGUUCAGUUUGAAACUCACAACUACAAUGUCACCACAAUGGACAACUUUCAGCAUUUUAUGAAUCGAAUCCGGAACGGUGGGUUGCAGGAAGGACAACCUGUGGACUUGGUACUGAGCUGUGUGGACAACUUUGAGGCCCGAAUGGCAAUCAACACAGCGUGCAAUGAGCUUGAUCAGGUGUGGAUGGAGUCCGGGGUCAGUGAGAAUGCAGUGUCGGGACACAUUCAGUUUCUUAUCCCAGGACAGACGGCCUGUUUUGCAUGUGCUCCCCCACUCAUAGUGGCUGCGAACAUUGAUGAAAAGACGCUAAAACGUGAAGGGGUGUGCGCCGCCAGUUUACCCACCACCAUGGGCGUCGUAGCUGGACUGCUUGUACAAAAUGUCCUGAAGUAUCUUCUAGGCUUUGGCUCUGUGAGUUACUACUUGGGCUAUAAUGCAAUGCAAGACUUCUUUCCAACAAUGGCAAUGAAACCAAAUCCAAACUGUGAUGAUCAAAGCUGCCGGCUCCGACAGGAAGACUACAAGAAGAAAGAAGCAACACAUCCGAAGCAACAAUUAGUUGAAGAGGAUGAAGAGAUUGUACAUGAGGAAAACAGCUGGGGUAUCGAGCUAGUCUCGGAGAUAUCUGAGGAAGAAUUGAAAGCUGCAUCUGGCCCAGUACCUGACCUUCCGGUGGGAAUCACCAUUGCAUACACGGUGCCUGAUAAGCAGGAGGAGGACACAGAUAACAUCGGAGAGACUGUACAAGAGACCGAGCAGAGUCUGGAGGAACUCAUGGCUGCAAUGAAACGCCUUUAACAUCUUCAUCAAUGCAAUCAAGUUGUUACGUGUGAUGGAAGUGAAUCCGACCUUUUUCAACAUGAAGACUGCAGUAGUAGUGGUCGUGCCUCUUAGCCAGGAGGCCCGGGUUCAAGACCCACUUGCUAACAAUCUGUUCGGAAAAUAUCUUAACACAAAGACCUUGUUUGACACAGCUGACCUGUGCAAGUUGUUGUCAUCAAUAACAGUAAAACAUGGUGGUUCCAUUAUA